AACUAACAGUGUCUUAAUUUAAUUCACCUGGAAGGCAAAAGCAUGUGAAACUUCAGUGACAUUGUCUUCUGCUGGUGCCCACAAAUUUAUUUUCAACACAUCAGGAUUCUAUGAGUUGUCAUUGCCUAUUUAAACACAUUCAAAGAGGUGUCUACCACAACAACUCUCAGCAAAACUUGAUAGUAUUCAAAGCUUUCUUUGCUCUUGAGGUCUUUGAUACAUAUUCUUUCUUUGUUUUCUCAUCUAUAUUAAAACUAAAAGAUCAUGGCUAUCCGUAUGCCUCGAAUAAUCAAGAAGUCUUCAGAUAUUCCCAAGGGUCACUUUGCUGUGUAUGUUGGAGAGAAACAGAAGAAGAGAUUUGUGAUUCCGAUAUCAUUCUUGAGUGAACCUUUAUUUCAAGAUUUGCUUAAUCAAGCUGAGGAAGAAUUCGGCUUUGAUCAUCCAAUGGGUGGUGUCACAAUUCCCUGCACCGAGGAUUUGUUCGUUAAUCUUACAUCUCGCUUGAGGAAGUGAGAUGAAAACCAAUCCCCAUUCUUUUGCUUACACAAUUUUGUAACUAUGUAAAGCAGGAUUUUCAGAGUGUACAGUUCAGGAGUUAGAAGAAACAGUAACUUGACGUUAGAAUUAGGGGAGUUACCACUCUCUAACUAGGUAGACUAAUGAAUUUAGCUCCAUAAAAGAAUGGAGAUGUAAUACCCUUAGUCUCUUGACUAAGUUGACACUUUUCUACUUAAAAAAAUUGAAGCAAUGAUAUUUUUUUACUUCUAUGGUUCCAUUCAAUUCCUUAUAUUGAUUGAAUAACUCAUUGCAAUAUAAAAAUUCUGUGUACAAUGAGCUUGUUGAUCGGUUUUCUUUGUUCUUAUCUGAUCCAAGAUCUUAAGCAUUUCCAUUCCUGAUUAAAAUGUGUAAGUUAAUUUACUUAUAAUAAGAUAUGGCAUCUGUACUUUUCUUGAAUAUUGAAGACAGAUAUCUGGCAAUAACAAGAUUAUGACUUAUAAUAAUGGAAAUUUGGAAAUUGUAGCCUUCUGUAUUCUCUGUUAUUUGGAAACAUUUACACUGCUGAGAUAAUUCGAGUAAAUAUUAUCUAGAUAGUUGAUCCUGCAUAAUGACUUAGCAUGAGGGACCAAACAACUUUGUCAGAUAUUGCUGUAAAUUUAUUUCUAAUUGUAGAGUUGUUGAAUUACAAGACAAUUACA
This is a messenger RNA of Solanum verrucosum, 1196 nucleotides long. RefSeq names its product auxin-induced protein 15A-like. Gene Ontology annotation, biological process: response to auxin. The record is from RefSeq and is a predicted model, not a curated record. The transcript has a single exon. Bases 265 to 513 code for a protein of 82 amino acids. NCBI's taxonomy places the organism in Eukaryota, Viridiplantae, Streptophyta, Magnoliopsida, Solanales, Solanaceae.